Molecule: messenger RNA, 1141 nt
Organism: Procambarus clarkii (red swamp crayfish)
Lineage: Eukaryota; Metazoa; Arthropoda; Malacostraca; Decapoda; Cambaridae
Source: RefSeq, a predicted model, not a curated record
AUGGUUGCAUGCAAGAAACGUUCCUCUCAGGUUGCAUGCAAGGAACGUUCCUCUCAGGUUGCAUGCAAGGAACGUUCCUCUCAAGUUGCUUGCAAGAAACGUUCCCCCAUGAUUGCAUGCAAGGAACGUUCCUCUCAGGUUACAUGCAAGGAACGUUUCUCCCGGGUUACAUGCAAGGAACGUUUCCCCUCAGAUUGCAUGCAAGAAACGUUCCCCCAAGAUUGCAUGCAAGGAACGUUCAAACCUCAGAUUGCAUGCAAGGAACGUUCCCCCUUCAGAUUAUAUGCAAGGAACGUCCCCCUCAGAUUGCAUGCAAGAAACGUUCCCCCAAGAUUGCAUGCAAGGAACGUUCCCCCCCGAAAUUGCAUGCAAGGAACGUUCCCCCUCAGACUGCAUGCAAGGAACGUUCCUCUCAGAUUACAUGCAAGAAACGUUCCCCCUUCAGAUUAUAUGCAAGGAACGUCCCCCUCAGAUUGCAUGCAAGAAACGUUCCCCAAAGAUUGCAUGCAAGGAACGUUCCCCCCCGAAAUUGCAUGCAAGGAACGUUCCCCCUCAGACUGCAUGCAAGGAACGUUCCCCCCUCAGGUUGCAUGCAAGGAACGUUUCUCUCAGCUUACAUGCAAGGAACGUUUCUCUCAGCUUACAUGCAAGGAACGCCCCCCUCAGAUUGCAUACAAGAAACGUUCCCCUCAGAUUACAUGCAAGAAACGUUUUUCCCCUCAGAUUACAUGCAAGAAACGUUCCUCCCCUCAGAUUACAUGCAAGAAACGUUCCUCCCCUCAGAUUACAUGCAAGAAACGUACCCCUCAGAUUACAUGCAAGAAACGUCCCCCUCAGAUUACAUACAAGAAACGUUUCCCCAAGAUUGCAUGCAAGAAACGUUCCUCUCAGAUUACAUACAAGAAACGUCCCCCUCAGAUUGCAUACAAGAAACGUUCCCCCAAGAUUGCAUGCAAGAAACGUUCCCCCAAGAUUACAUACAAGAAACGUUCCCCCAAGAUUGCAUGCAAGAAACGUUCCCCCAAGAUUGCAUGCAAGAAACGUUCCCCUCAGAUUGCAUACAAGAAACGUCCCCCUCAGAUUACAUACAAGAAACGUCCCCCUCAGAUUACAUACAAGAAACGUUCCCCCAAGAUUGCAU